Messenger RNA from Synchiropus splendidus (mandarinfish), 4503 nucleotides. It is a transcript of the gene ppm1nb, whose product is annotated as protein phosphatase, Mg2+/Mn2+ dependent, 1Nb (putative). Bases 336 to 1631 code for a protein of 431 amino acids. Lineage: Eukaryota; Metazoa; Chordata; Actinopteri; Syngnathiformes; Callionymidae. The transcript is spliced from 6 exons. Gene Ontology annotation, molecular function: magnesium ion binding; protein serine/threonine phosphatase activity; manganese ion binding. The record is from RefSeq and is a predicted model, not a curated record. Gene Ontology annotation, biological process: protein dephosphorylation.
GGCGAGGACGGGAGAAUAACACGGGAGGAAGCUUGAGAAGGAGGGAAGCUGUAAGAGCUGGUGGGGAAGAGGGAGAACCACAGCAGCCAGCGGAGAUGGAACUCACGGCUGAGAGGAGGGAGACUCGCUGAGCAGAGCGGCAGGAGAUGAGCAGAAGCGGCGGCCGAGCACCUCAUCCAUCCGCUCAGGCAGCCAUGCUCUGAGCCCUGGAGCCGCAGGCUCACACGCACCGCGCUCAGGCCCAGCGCCAGGCCUCCUCUGCCCCCCGUCCCAGCCGGAAGCACCGAGGCCGGGACGCCAGGAGAGUCCGCUUCCACCUGCACUGCUCGCCCGCCAUGAGGACGUCCAGGAAGGGCAGCGUGGAGAUGCCGGCGUUCGUGCGGCAGCUGGUGAAGGAGACCGAGAAGAGGGUCAGCUCCUUCUUCAGAGCAGGCCGAGGAGGGGGAGCGGCGGAGGGGGAGCCGGCGGGGCAGGGGGAGAAGGAGGAGGUGAACCCCAGUCCGUACCUGGAGCGGCCGGUGCUGGACAAGCUGACGGAGGAGGGCUGCGCCCGCUGGGGCCUGACCUACGCCCUGGGCAGCAUGCAGGGCUGGAGGGCCAACAUGGAGGACUUCCACAACUGCGUGCCGCAGCUGGGGGGCCAGCUGGCCGACUGGAGCUUCUUCGCCGUGUUCGACGGCCACGCGGGCAGCACGGCGGCCCAGUACUGCUCCCAGCACCUGCUGGGUCACAUCCUGGCCACAGGUGGCUUGGGUGCCGAAGACGACCCGGAGACGGUGAAAGGCGCGCUGGUCGCGGGUUUCCUGCAGACGGACAGGCACCUGCACUCCGCGGCCCGCAGGGAGGGCUGGGAGCGCGGAGGAACCACGGUGGUGGCCUCGCUCAUCACCCCUUACUACGUCUACUUCGCCAACUGCGGGGACUCCCGCGCCGUGCUGUGCCGGUCCGGUCAGGUCUGCUUCGCCACCGAGGACCAUAAGCCGUACAGCCCCCUGGAGAAGGAGCGCAUCGAGAGCGCCGGAGGCUCCGUGUCCCUGCAGCGAGUCAACGGCUCGCUGGCGGUCUCCCGCGCCCUGGGGGACUUCAGCUACAAGGGGGCGGAGAACCGCUCACCCAUCGAGCAGAUGGUCUCUCCGGAGCCGGAGGUCUGCGUGGUCGAGCGCUCGCCAGCCGACGAGUUUCUGGUUCUGGCCUGCGACGGCGUGUGGGACACCAUCAGCAACGAGGAGCUGUGCGCCUUCAUCCGCAGCCGCCUGCGCGUCUGCACCGACCUGAGGGACGUCUGCGCCCAGGUCAUCGACCUCUGCCUGUACAAGGGCAGCCUGGACAACAUCAGCAUCAUCCUGCUCUGCUUCCCUGGCGCCCCCCAGCUGUCAGCAGAGGCACUGCACCAGGAGGCUGAGCUGGAGGACCUGCUGGAGUCCAAAGUAGCCGAGAUUUACGAUGAGCUGUGCGGCCGAGGAGAAGAACCCGACCUGCUGUCGGUCCUCACAAUCCUCGCCUCCACUGUUAUACCGGGACUGCCACCAGGGGGCGGCAUACAGAGCAAGAGGAACUGCAUCAUUUCAGCCUACUACCAGCAGCGAGACACCCAUCAUCCCAGCGUCCACAACGGACCCGCCGGCUCCUGAGCGGCCCUCAGACGGACCGCGCUCACCUCCGUACUCUACUGUCGUGCGCGCGAUUUGGGGAAAAGGGAAGCGGUUUGUUUACGUCAAACUAUCAAGAAGCACUUUCUUUCCACAACAAUUGCAAUGCAACGCUAAACCUGAUAGCAGUUUAUAUUUCUACGAGAGAUUUUGUAAAUCGUUCUCAGAGACUCACAGCAGUUCAGGAAACCGUGACUCUCCUGUUCACCUGAUGAAAUGCACAAGUCGGCUCGGAGGCUGCAGGAGCGCCUCAGCGCAACCCUCCUCGCCGUCGCUUCCACAUCUCAGCUGUGACUCGUGUUCCCCGCCGCCUAUUUUUGCCAACAAAGGUGGAUAUUUUAAAACCCUCCCUGUACUUUGCCUGUGAAAUGUAUUGACUGGUUUGUGGGACAGUUGUGUACUGUGUUGCCUUAUUUAUCUGUCAUCGUCAUCGAUCUGCGCCAAAGUGGGUCGUGCUGGCGCCGAGAGCUUCAUCCGGCUUGCUUGGUGAUGUUUCCGUAGAAGACGUCUGUGUAGAGAUGUUACAAAGUAAUAGUGUUUCAGACACAAUUGUUUUCAAUCUGAAUAAAAAAGUUCAGCCGAUGACUUCAAUUUGACCUUUGACCCCGCAUGUGAGCCUUGAACAUCACUGCCGCCAUGUUUGGUGGGUGACCAACGCUCCGAUCUGAGAGCUAAUAAGUAAUAAGCUUAUUACCUGCUAAUAAACAGUGAUUAUGGUCUUGGUCAUAUUUGGUCAUGAAGCAACAUCAUGAAUAAUUACUAGCUAAUAACCCUCUAAUAAACAGAUAUUUAUAGCAAUAUAUGUCCUCUAAACCAGGGGUUCUAAUCUUUUCAGGGCCCAUUCAAGCAGUAGAACUGACUCAUCACUCUCAAUUUCAUGUGUUCAAUAACCAUAUUUAAUCUACUUACAACAAAGCAAAACCUUGUGAAAUGACAUGAAACCAUGGGAUCAGUGCAAAGAUAUUUAUUUCACUUGAGGCAAACUAUUGAGUAAAAUGAAAAAAAAACUUCAUAAUAAAAUUAAUACAAUAAAAGAAUGCAUAAAUAUAAAAAAAUAAAACUAAUGUGUUUUAUUUUCAAAACAAACUCGAAAGAAGAUAUAAGUGAAGUCUAAAUCGCCAUAAACUUUUCUAAAUAAUUCUACUUUGCUUUCAUGAACAGUGGUUACUGUUAGGGGGUGUGACGUCACUUUCUUUAUCAUUUUUUUCUUUUCAAGAACUUCUCCAUAGUUAGUAACUAUCAAACCUGCAACUGUCAAGUCAAUUCAAUGACAAACUGCUGAGCGUCACACGGCUUCUAGCGGCCCGGCCCUGUGCUUAAGGAUCAGUGCUCCAAACUAAAGUCAGACUUGGCCGACCUCACCUGUCCGCUGAUCUGACCUCCGACCUCAAGCUCAAAGGUUCUGACUGGUGACUGAAUUCCAGCAGAUGUGACCUGACUCAAAGACUCAAAGCUCCAUCUCACUCUUUGUUAUGGAGCCGAUGACCUUGGUGGCUGCUUCAGCUGAAGUACGUUCUUCUUCUCCUGGAUUAAGAGCCACAAAGGUUUGGUCCGACGGGAGCCUCAGCGUCGCGGUGCCGUCUGAGGGAACCAGAUGAGCUCAUGUCCUCAACACAGCCGGCGACGUGCUGCGCCUUCUGAUGGUUGUUUCAAGUUGUUCACUGUUAUGCCGCUGUGGAGCCACUAGUAGGCAAAGCGCGACCCGGGGCCACAUGCGGCGCUCUACCUGCAUUUAUCCGGUCCUCAAAACCACCAGAGACAUUUUACUUUCAUGUUCUGCUGUUUGAAUUCUAAUAAUGAAUUAGAUUUUUUUAUGUUCCCAUUUUCCUAGUGACAUUCAGUUUUACUGCUAAAGAGUCUGAUAUGUUGGUCCCUCAAUAAAAAUCCCUGUAGAUGAUGUAUAUUGAAAAUCUUUCUAUAAACUAGAACAGUGGAGCGAAGUGUUAUUACAGGGUUUUCUCCUGUUAUAACACAGUGUUCCAGAGAAGACUUUCCUCCCGUCCUCCAGGGCCCCUCACAGUGGCCACAGUUGGCGGAGUGGCCCUUCACCCUUCUCAUCCAGGAGUGGCACUGGUCCUGUGAGCCCGUCGUCAUGGCGAUCCCUCGGCCUCUGGCGGAGAGCCGUCGUGUCUGAUUCGAUGUGGCCGCGCGACGCUGUGAUGCAGAGAUUGAAUUGGGCCGGUUGCAUAACAAGCUGGCGGCGCCACCAUCAGCGGGGCCACGUCAGUGGCUUGAAGAGCUCCUCACCGCUGCUUCUGCCUGAUUGCUUUCGUAUGAGCCAAUCACUCGAGGACAUCAGACCCCUCUCCAGGCUUCCUUUCCCCCCCUCGCCUUCACGCUCACGGCAGAGAGAACGUCCGUGAAUCUGACUCUUGGUCAGAAGGCAGUGCUCCAGCCGGAUCCACGACCUUCUGCGCUCCACUUUCUGCUGACAGGAGACAACUUCUUUGAGCCGCACUCACCACCUGGAGGCCACACUCCCACUGUGGAACCCCAUGUGCCUCCAUGAUGUGGGAACGAAUGAGGAAAUACAUUGGACAAUAGCAGCAUCACCACGUUCACGUCCAACCAGAUUCAUCUCUUCACUUCUUUCAUUUUUAUUUAUUUUUGUGUAUUUAUUUUUCCGAUUUAUUUUCCCCAAAAAUUCAAGAUUAUUAUUAUUACUAUUUUAUUUCUGUUGCUGUUAUUAUUAAUGUGUAAUAUUUUUGAAUGCGAAGGACUUUGUGACCUCAAUGUGCUGUAUAAAUAUUAUACAUAUACAUUUCCAUGAUUUUUUUUUUUUUUUGCUGAAAAAAAAAAUCUUUCUUCAUUUUAUUUUAUUUAUGUGUUAAUGUGUAAUGUUCCUCUCAUUUUC